Megalops cyprinoides (Indo-Pacific tarpon) is the source of this 2760-nucleotide messenger RNA. RefSeq names its product gap junction protein beta 10 (gene gjb10). The transcript has 2 exons. Gene Ontology annotation, cellular component: connexin complex. Gene Ontology annotation, biological process: cell communication. NCBI's taxonomy places the organism in Eukaryota, Metazoa, Chordata, Actinopteri, Elopiformes, Megalopidae. The record is from RefSeq and is a predicted model, not a curated record. Bases 291 to 1100 code for a protein of 269 amino acids.
CCAAAACGAAUUGCAAAGACCAAAACAUGUGUGAGAGAGCUCCACCUUCCUUCCUCUCAGACUAUUGAGAUAGAAAAAGUGUCCGACGAAAAAAAAGUGAACGGAACUUUUUUUUCUCUCCGAACAGCGAGCAUAUUCAACAGUGUAGACUACCGCCACAGUCUUGCACUAUAUCUGUCGGGUGUGCGUUAAGUAAACGGUCAGCCAGAGGUCCAGGGGUCUGACACGUCACUUCCUGGUCCCUCUGUGAUUUGGGUGUUUGACUGUGACAGGCCAGGUCUGGGUUCAGGAUGAACUGGGCAUUUCUCCAAGCACUCCUCAGUGGGGUGAACAAGUACUCCACGGCAUUUGGACGGGUGUGGCUGUCCAUAGUUUUCCUCUUCCGGGUGAUGGUCUUUGUGGUGGCGGCGGAGAAGGUGUGGGGUGACGAGCAGAAGGACUUCAAGUGCAACACGGCCCAGCCGGGCUGCCACAACGUCUGCUACGACCACUUCUUCCCAGUGUCACACAUCCGCCUGUGGGCGCUGCAGCUCAUCUUUGUCACCUGCCCCUCACUGCUGGUGGUGAUGCACGUGGCCUACCGCGAGGAUCGAGAACGCAAGCACCGCCUCAAGUUCGGCGAGGGCUGCAGCCGCCUCUACACCAACACGGGCAAGAAGCGCGGGGGCCUGUGGUGGACCUACGUCCUGACCCUGGUCUUCAAGAUGGGGGUGGACGCCACCUUCGUCUACCUGCUCUACUACAUUUACGAGGGCUAUGAUUUCCCCUCCCUCGUCAAGUGCUCGCAGAGGCCCUGCCCCAACGUGGUGGACUGCUUCAUCUCCAGGCCAACGGAGAAACGCAUCUUCACCAUCUUCAUGGUGGUCACCAGCCUGGUGUGCAUCCUGCUCACCCUGUGCGAGAUCCUCUACCUGAUCGGCAAGCGCUGCUACGAGUGCUUCUCCUCGCCCAGGCACUCCCGCCAGCUCAGGGAGGCCACCUCGCUGGUCGUCCCCAAGGACAGCAGCUCCCUCAUAGGGUCCCACUCAGGGAAGCUGGGUAGCCAUGGCAACAGGAAUGCCAGUACCGCUGCGCCUUCAUAUAGCGUGGCUGUUUCCUGAGCCAGGGGUCUGAGACUUGAGACAAGUACUACCGAGGAGAGGGAGAGUGAAUGAGAGAGACAAAAGAGAGACGAUGGACAUGUAGUAAUACUGGAGCUAAUUCUCUGCUGUGCAUUUUUGUCUCUCCACUUCUGGCAAAUGCAUUAUAGGACUGGACUUGGUUUUGAGUGUCAAAAUGUUUUUUUGAAAGAGCUGGUCAGUCUAUAAUUCCUCCCCCAACAUCUGCACAAUUAAAUGUCUAUGAAUGAUUGGUUGCCCUGCUUAACCUAGAGGACACAUUGAAAAGGUUUCAGAGUUGCAAACAGAAAAAAAAACAAUUUAAAAAAUACCUAAUUAAAUAAGAUUGGGCAUUUUCAAACAAAUUAAUGAAUAACUACAAUACAACAGGAAUUUAAAGAGGGGCUAGAGUCUGAGCUGUCCCAUUUCCCAACAUUGACCAGGGGUCCAUAGUGCUUCAUUCAGUUGGGGCAGGGUAGGCUCUGUUGGCCAGAGUUCCAUUGGUGCACAAUGCUUGGCACCAUGAAACCUGCCUACUGAGAAGAAUCACCCAUCCUGCUGUUGGCUUUCCUGGUGUACCAUGGGACUUGUAGUAUGAAAGAUGGUUGUGGCUGGUAGGCACAUGUACUGGAGGAUUGCAUUUACUAUGCUCCGGUGUUCCUGCUUGCAGUAAGAACAGUCAACUGCCAAUUCCAGAAGUCAGGGUUGAAAAAGGGGGAGAAAUACAAAAAAUGAAGGGCCUAUCCCUUCAACACAAAAAUGUUGUUGUGGGUCUUGUUUUGUGUCAAACACUCAAAACUUAAAUCUUUUUAAGAGUGAAGGGCCAGUCAGGCUUACAUUUAAAACAUUUAAUUAAUGUUACUUUUCAGGCUGCUGAGAGCUGCAGUCCACAUCUUAGUUAUUGGGAAUUGAAAUGUUUACUUGUUUGCUGAGGUGAUUACCAGUUUGUCUAAUCAUGGCAAAAACAGAUGGCUGUAGAUUUGGUCAUCUUUCCAUCUUCCUGAAAAUGGACGAAUUCAGUGAAUUUAUCUAUAAGUAACAUUCAAAGAAGUGCUACUUUUUCCCUCAGCAAAAUAACUUUUUUUUUUAUUUCAAGCUGAAGUCAAUGUAAAAAAAUGAGAACGUAACAAAGAAGUACCAUUUCAUUUCUGUUUAACUCAAAAUUAAAGCCAAGCCACAACGCAGGGUUUUGAAUUUCAUCUAAACUCAUACAGCAUGGAGCAGAACUGGAUGUGCCAAGAAUAAAGACUCCAUGGGUGUGGUUUAGCCGCAGUCUGCUUCUUAGCCCUUCAGUCUUACUGAAUGUUGGGCUUAGGCGUGUCUCAGAUUUCCCCAACUGCACGGCCCUGUUUUGCUCAUUUGCCGGGGUUAAAAGACAAUGCACUCAGAUGUCUUGUACUGCCAAACAUGGUUUGACAUAACAAUGUUAAUAAGGAAACUGUUUUGUUAAUUUAAUUUUUUUUUUGUCUGCUGUAUGUGGGAAGCCUGCCCGUCAUUCUUCAUGGCCUGAGCAGCCAUAGUGCUUGCACCUAAGCUUGGAUGGAUCAGAUUGGCUGGAUUGGCUGGAUUCUCCUGUAUGUGAAAUGAAAUGCUGCCGUGGUGAAGAGAUUCAUGUAUAAACACUUCCAUUACUCAUGUGUACAUUUGAGAUAAACUGUUAUUA